This is a messenger RNA of Prorocentrum cordatum, 177 nucleotides long. Lineage: Eukaryota; Dinophyceae; Prorocentrales; Prorocentraceae. The record is from the annotation of a GenBank genome assembly.
AUGGACGAUGCGGCGGAGCGAGACAGCGGCGACGACGUGAUCCACCGCCUCGGCGGCCUCGGCUGGCACAGUCGCGGCUGCGAGCAGGUGUCGGAGCUCACGGCGGGCUCCGUGGUGUUCGGGAGUGCCCCGCUGUCUGGCUGUCAGGCGUACCUCGCGGAGGUUUGCAUCGAGUGA